AUGUUUACUUUGAUUAAUCAAUUGUUAAAUAUGAAAUUCUUAAUAGCAUUGAUGUGUGGAUUGGUUUGUAUUGUGAGCGCAGACUAUCCUAUCGAAGACUAUAAAGCGGUCGCAAAGUCCCGGGACUUUACGGGGAAAGUGGUUUUAGUGACCGGUUCCUCGUCGGGCAUCGGAGAGGGAAUCGUUAAACUGUUCUCAAUAUUAGGGGCUAAUGUUGUGGUCACCGGAAGGAAAGCACAGGACGUUCAACGAGUGGCCAAAGAGGUCCAGGUGUUGUCGCCACUAAAGUUGAAGCCAUUAGAAGUUGUGGGAGAUUUGACCAAAACCUCUGAUUUAAACAAUUUAGUCGAUUCUACGGUUAAAACAUUUGGCAAAAUUGAUGUAUUGGUCAAUAACGCCGGUAUCCUUAUUGACACAAACAUCACACAACCGGAUCUGUUGUCAGUUUGGGAUCAGUUAUUUGCCAUCGAUUUACGCUCUAUCGUAGAGAUUACUCACCGAUCGGUUCCACAUCUGGAGAAGACUAACGGAACUAUUAUUGAUAUCUCAAGUAUCCUCGCAAUGGCACCGACCAAAAACAAUCUUGCCUUUUCAUCGGCCAAAGCGGGUCUGGAUAUGUUGACCAAAAUAUUAGCCCUGGAAUUGGGGCCCAAAGGUAUUCGCGUCAAUACUAUUACUCCGGGUGUUAUACAAAACAGAGACACUCUGACACCUCUUGAAAAGCUUGCGAUUAAAUACAUACCAUUGGGAAGAGUGGGUCAACCCCUAGACAUCGCCCGUGCGGUCGCAUUCCUGGCCUCCACUGACGCCCACUUUAUUACCGGCGCUAAUGUUGUGGUCGACGGGGGCGUUGUAUACAAUUUGGGUGUUGUUAAUACAAUGUAAAUUGUAUCAAACAA
This is a messenger RNA of Medioppia subpectinata, 899 nucleotides long. The record is from the annotation of a GenBank genome assembly. Lineage: Eukaryota; Metazoa; Arthropoda; Arachnida; Sarcoptiformes; Oppiidae.